This is a messenger RNA of Porites evermanni, 3651 nucleotides long. Lineage: Eukaryota; Metazoa; Cnidaria; Anthozoa; Scleractinia; Poritidae. The record is from the annotation of a GenBank genome assembly.
AUGUUGCCCAAAACUACAACUACAUUAACAUAUUUUCCUUUCUUUCAUUUUGAUGUAGAGUCUUCUGCUUAUAGUAACUGUACGGAAAGUCAACUAGCAUUGUGUGAGAGUCAGUUUAAUGAAAACAGCCUACCAGUUUGUGUUGAGGUGAUUGAAUUGAAAACUUGCCUCGCUGCCUGUGAAAAUAUCAAGGAACGGUCAAGCUGGAAUGUAUAUACCAAAUAUGAAGCACUUGUGAGAAAAAUGAAUUCAUACCCUGAUUGUAUUCCAGAAAGCAAAGGUAGAUAUGUCAUUUUUUUUGUUUGUUAUGGAGUUUUCAAACAUAACAUUGGCUUGUCAUUUGUUUACUGUAACAUGGAUUAGUAAUGGUAGAGAAGAGUAUGUGAACUUGUCAGAGUCUAGAUUAGAUAUGGUAUCAUAGAAAGAGGUUUGGGCCCUGCAGUUAUGCCUUACUUAAGUUGGUUGUACAUGAUCUUAUUGGUUAGUAUACAUUGUAGCCCUGGCCCUGGUUUUUCAAACACUGUAUAGCACUAUCCACAGGAUAAUAAAUUGCUAUCCAGCGGAUAAAUAUUAGGGAAACCAACUGGGGCCUGAAGUAAUCGUAUUCAAAGUCCCAGAGAUAACUUCACUACAGGUUUUGAAAACACAGAUUACAGUUGCUAACAAAAUUUUUCAGGGCUACAGUCUUGUUUAAAACUACCAGUAAGUUGAUGGUUUUUUUCAUCUCAAUUCUCAAUACUGGAUUACUGUAUCGCAAGAGUUAUGAGAAUCAUUCAACAACAAUUAAACCCAUUGACAGUAGAUGGGUGUGGGGAAGGUGCCUGGUGAAACCGAAAGGGCGCUGCAAGCAAGCCUGCAAGGUAACCAUGACAACUCUGUGAGUGGUACCCACCAGGCACCAUCACACUGAGAACCUCAGUGGAGGAAUGCGCAGAUACUUAUUAAGGCAAACAUCCAAAGGGGAGGGGAGGCUGUAUGUAUGACACAUUUUACAAACAGUUUGAUCGAAAUGAGCAGUUUUCUCCUUUUGAAUUUCAUUUGGUUGGAUUUAAGAUCGGUGCUUGAGUCAAUUCAGUCGGUCUAAAUAAUUUGGGUCAUCCUUAAUUUGAAUUAGGUUUGGCUAAUGCGAUGUUUGGCAUUUGAAUUGGCCUCAAAGCGUUGAUAGGGUCCUGUUGUAAUGCCAGAAGUUGUCAAUAUUGUGCUUACGUUGCUGUUCUAUUCUUUUCUCUCAACAGUUAGCAAAAAGAAAUGUAAUGAGGAAUUUGUUAAUAAUUGCUAUCAGCAGUAUAAUCAUAAUGCUACGCCGAUAUGUCCUGAAGUGAAAAAGCUACGAAUGUGCAUCAGUGAACUGACAGGUUGCCAUGCCAUGAAGCACCCAAAAUUUGUACAGUCAAGGGAUAUACUUGAAAAGCAUCGUGAUUGUUUCUUUGUAAAUUACUCAAGGAUUCUGGAAGUCCUCAAAAACAAAGGUCAGUGCACUGUGGUCUCAGCAACUCUCUUUGCUUCUGACAGGAAAAAAUCCUGCAAAGGUUUUAGUUUAUGACCCUUUAAGAGGGUUCUCAACAGACGUUUCACCUAUUUUGGGGGUGUUCUAGUUAUUUUGUGUGUACUUUGUUUGUACUUCCAUAUCUUACCAAAUACAUGCCAUGGGAAUGAAACAAAACAGCUAAAAUGCCAUAUCUUUUAGUACCCUCCCUAAAUGGUAGAAAUGAUGGUCUUAACACAUUCACACAUUAGCCACCUGUAACCAUCUGCGUGUCAGAACUAUGUCCCUCGUACACAGAAUCUGCCCAAACUGGACUUUUUUUUAGCAGACCAGUCAGUGUUGCUCAGUAAUUCAUGGGAUAACCAAAGUAGCAGUCAGAAAGUGCCUACAUGUGGUGUUUAUUAUUUUGUUAUUUUUGUUGACUUGAUGGCAGAUGCUCCACUGGAAGCAGCAAAUGUGUUGGCUGUUGGCCUAUUUUGGCUGGCUGUAAUUUUAUUAGUUACUGGAGAACUUUUUGUUGGUAUACUUAUUCUUAUUUUUAUCUUAAAUUAGAUGACAAAGAGCAGUCAGACAAACCUCCCCAACAAUCCAGUACUAAAAAAACAGGUAAGGAAAAAUGUUUUAUAGAUAAUUGAAACCACAAAAAAGGUUUAAAGGUUAGAUAACAAGUUUCUUACUUUUUGCUGACUUUGUUUUGCUAGUGUUGGUAUAUAUUUUUAGAGCCACUUAAGCUAUAUUUCUUCCAGUUUCUGUGGCACUAAAUGCUGAUUCGUUACUGCACCUAACAUAUCAGACAUAAAUGCACUGGUAACCAUUGUCAUAACUUCAGCUUGACUUGUAAAAUGUACUGUUUAAAAGUCUAGCAGGUGUGUAUUAGUUUUUUUAAACCUGAUAAUACACGACUGCGAGUUUUUUGAAUGGCUUCAAGAUCUCUGUAUACAUAUUUUAAUUGUAUAUAUAUACAUUUUUUAAUGUCUUAUUUUGAAAUAAUUUUUUUUUGUUUUGUCCCCAAAUAGUUAUGAAAACUAAAAAUACACUGACACAUUAAUACAGCUUUCACUUUCACCUACUUACUUACUUUAAUACUGUAGUGAUAUAGAUCAACUUGUUCUUGCACUGAUAUUUAGAUAUGGGGUUAUUUUGGUCUAAAAAAUUGGAUGUAAAGUUUAGCCGUGUCUUUAUCAGAUAUAAAGACACUCAUAAAACAUCAAAUUUCUUUUGUUUUUCUUUAUGAAUUAUUAAUGAGUUUUUAAAGUUAUAAUAAUGAGGAUGCCUAUUAAAUGUCAUGAGCCUCAUAGUUUACUUUAUAGUCUUCCUUGCCACUGUUACCAUCUUUCCUUUUUGUCUGUUUUUAUAAAUAUUUUUUAUCAUUAGCUUGUAUAUGUUAUGUUAGUAUAUACACACUUAGUGAUCUUGAUGAUUUAAGCUAUCUGAUUGGUUUGCUAUCUCAGACUGUUCAACAGUAUUCACGUCCUGCAUGUUUCUUUCAAAAUAAAGUGAUGUUUCUGCAAAGGAUUGUUCUAAUUUAUGAUGAACCUCCUUUAAGUGGCCACUUGCCUGUACUCCCAGAAUGGCUGCUUAAUGGAGGUACCAACAUAAAGCAAUUAAACCAUAAAAAUGCAGUUACUAAUGAGCACAAAAUUUAGUUUUUACAUCUAAGUAGAAGUUAAUGUUGUCAGAGUCCAAGAAUUGUUUUUGUUUAUUUCAUAGAAGUAUUGAUGUCAGUUCGAACAACAAAAACAUCAACUUCAGAAAAACCUUCUGAGAGUGAACCAGAACAACAAAGUGGACAUCUUCCUUACACAUUUGUUGUGGUGGCAACAGUUUGCACAUGUAUGUUUUUGGUGGUUCUUGUAGUCUUCAGUAUUGUGCGGCAUACGACACUUUCGAAACGUCAAAGGAACUCGUCUAUAGAAAGAGCUCCUAUGAGAAUACGUAUUAGAUCACAUAGCCCCAGUCACAGAACUAGACAUCAUCGGCAUCGUCGCAGUAGUAGAGGCCAUGUUGUGAUGCAUGGUGCAGUGAGACAAACUGUUUCAGGAUUUUUCGAGGGCAAUGUUGCUCCUCCACCUUAUAGCGCGGUACUGGACGAUACUGAGAGUGUAAGAGCGGGUGAUCCGCCACCCCCAUAUCGACCACCUUCACACAUUGGUGUCAUUGUAUAA